Myripristis murdjan (pinecone soldierfish) is the source of this 1113-nucleotide messenger RNA. Its product is annotated as ferritin, middle subunit. Gene Ontology annotation, cellular component: cytoplasm. Lineage: Eukaryota; Metazoa; Chordata; Actinopteri; Holocentriformes; Holocentridae. The coding region runs from base 227 to 757 and encodes 176 amino acids. Gene Ontology annotation, molecular function: ferric iron binding; ferrous iron binding. Gene Ontology annotation, biological process: intracellular iron ion homeostasis; iron ion transport. The record is from RefSeq and is a predicted model, not a curated record. The transcript has 4 exons.
UGCCAUUUCACACCGCAGGGAAGAGACGCCCAGAGGUUCUUGCUUCAACAGUGAUUGAACGGAACUUCUUCUGCCUUUACCCCCGCCUUUACUUCAAUUAUUUUGCACUACAGACUUGACAAACUCAGCCUUUUUUUCUUUACUUGAACACUGCUGACUAGAACCGACCAGAAACUCUAUUUUUGUACCGUUUUUUGAUAAGAAAACUCAACAAACGCCAGUCAAAAUGGAGUCCCAGAUCCGUCAGAACUACCACCGCGAGUGCGAGGCUGCCAUCAACCGGAUGGUCAACCUGGAGCUGUUUGCCUCCUACACCUACACUUCAAUGGCCUUCUACUUCUCCCGGGACGAUGUGGCUCUCCCAGGUUUUGCCCAUUUCUUCAAGGAGAACAGCCACGAGGAGAGGGAGCAUGCCGAGAAGCUGCUGGCCUUCCAGAACAACAGGGGAGGACGCAUCUUCCUGCAGGACAUCAAGAAACCAGAUAGGGAUGAGUGGGGAAGCGGCCUUGAGGCCAUGCAGUGCGCCCUGCAGCUGGAGAAGAACGUCAACCAGGCUCUGCUGGACCUGCACAAGUUGGCCUCCACCCACGUCGACCCUCAUCUGUGUGACUUCCUGGAGACUCACUACCUGAACGAGCAGGUGGAGGCCAUCAAGAAGCUUGGCGAUUAUGUCACCAACCUGACCCGCAUGGAUGCCCAAACCAACAAGAUGGCUGAGUACCUGUUUGACAAGCACAGCCUGGGGGGAAAGAGCUAAACUUGGCCCGGCAGCAAGCAUCUGCCUGCGGAGGAAAGAUCGACUGGAUGCCCAGGCUUUACCUCCGCCCCCAGCUCUGACUUCAGCCACUCAUUCACUGAGCAUCAUUGCUUUUUAGGUGAUUUGCUUAACUGAUAAAGUUGGCAUGGUAGUUGUCAUGUGGAAUUGCUGUGAAUGUCCAGGCACUGUCUCUGUUCUUUUAAAUGUCGUCAUAUGGAGUGGAGGAUGUUUUUAUCAGUUUAUGGCGCUUUGCUCUUAAUCACCUAAGCCUCUUCUUGUCUCUAUGUUUUAACAAAGAGGUUGUGACUAAAUGUUUCUGCUCGGUACUUAAUCUGAAUAAACAUUUUGAGCUGGAA